Molecule: messenger RNA, 1236 nt
Organism: Caenorhabditis angaria
Lineage: Eukaryota; Metazoa; Nematoda; Chromadorea; Rhabditida; Rhabditidae
Source: the annotation of a GenBank genome assembly
AUGUCUGGAAAAAAGCGGAAAAUCACCGAUUUUUUCAAUGGUCCGUGCAAAGAAGAAACUGGCGAAUCUCUAAAGUGCCCGAAAAAAUCAAUAUUCCCCACGGAACCCAAGAAAAUCGCGAAAAAACCAGAGAAGCGCGAAAAAUUGGAUUUGAGUCAAAGAAUUUUGGACGUGGGUCAAGAGAAUAUCGGAAAUUUGCACUGCGAAGCGUGUAAUAUGAUUUAUAGUGUAGAUUCGCCGAAAGAAGCUGAAAGACAUCGAAUUUUUCACAAUCGUUUCGAGACCACUGUGAAUUUUAAUAUCGAACAGAAUUUGAUUGAGAUUUUGAAAACUUUGCCGAAUCAAAAGAUUGGCCAACAUCGAAUUGUGUUUAUUUGUGCGAAAAUGGCGGGAAAAAUUGUGAAAACAUCGGUGGAAUAUUGGAUGGUGAGCGUAAACGUGGAGCAUCGUUUGAGGCGCCAAAAAUUUAAAUUUCAGAAAUUCGUCAACGAAUCCGUCGGCUACGUGUCAGAAAGCACGGGACUUUGGGACGAAAAUCGGCGAGUCUACCUGAGUAUGGGUCUCAGCGCUGAAUCCGAAAUAUUUUUGGCGGGAAUUUUGGUGGCCGAAAAAUUGGAGGAGGCGAUAAAUGAGGAAAGCGGGGAGGUACGGAGUACGGUCAUUUUUGGCGCGAAAAAUGACGCAAUUUUGGAUUCUUGGUUCAAAAAACGUUCAAAACGCACCGAAUUCUUAUCUUUUUAUUGAAACAAUUGUUACACUAAAAGUGCAGAGACUAGAGUGUAGUUUAGACGAAGAAUGAUAAUUUUUCAAUAUUAAAAAAAAAUGAAAACUACGAUGCUCCGCGUUUACACCAUCAAAACUAUAUCAAAAUCCUUCAAAUUUUAUCGCGUAACCGCGGAGCAUCGUAGUUUUUCCUGAAAUUUUAAAUUUUAACUCGAAAUGCUCCAAAUUUUACGGCGUAAACGCGGAGCAUCGUAGUCAUGUUUCCAGACCACUAAAAAAUGCAAAAACGAUGAUUGGAUUGUGGGAAUCGAUCGAAUCUGGACGCACAAAAUCAAGAGAAAACUGGGAAUCGGAAGUGCACUUCUAGAUGCUGUAACUACACGGGAUACCAAAUUUGAGCACAGGAAAAGAAGAUUACGAGUGGCUUUUUCGGAAUUAUCAGAUGAAGGACGAGUUUUUGCUCAGAAAUAUGUUGGAAAACACUACGAAAAUGAGCCAUUUCUAAUUUAUUGA